Messenger RNA from Arabidopsis arenosa, 681 nucleotides. NCBI's taxonomy places the organism in Eukaryota, Viridiplantae, Streptophyta, Magnoliopsida, Brassicales, Brassicaceae. The record is from the annotation of a GenBank genome assembly.
ACCGGCGAUCAAUCAAGACUCGAUCUCCGGUAAUCAGAACUUUUCCAUUCGCCGACAUGGCGAUGACCAUCGAAGGUAAUCAAUCACCUCUCUUCCAACUGUAUCAUUUCUCGACGAAAUCGAAUCAGAUUCAUGUCGAUUUCCCUCUUCUACUUCUCUCCCUUGCUCCAUAUUUAUACUAUCCCGGUUUCUGGGUUUUGAAAUGUUCAAACUCACUCAUUGUUUGCUAUUUUCUUCUAAUUUUCCGAUGUGGGUUUCUCCUGGAAUGCUCAAAUUUGUGUCUUGGUACAGUACUUGCUGGACUUGCUUUCAUGUUUUCAUCUAGUAUCCUCCUACAGAUUCUGGCAUGUGCGAUAUAUGGUAAUUGGUGGCCAAUGCUAUCAGCACUCAUGUAUGUUGUGGUGCCUAUGCCUUGUAUGUUCUUUGGAGGAGGCUCAACUCAAUUCCUUACUAGUCGGGACGGUGGAGGGUGGAUAGAUGCAGCUAAGUUCUUGACCGGAGCAUCGACCGUGGGAAGCCUCGCUAUCCCAAUCAUCCUAAGGCACGCACAUAUGAUCGAGACCGGUGCAAUGCUCAUAGAAUUCACAUCGUUCUUCAUAUUCAUUUGCACUGUCAUGUGUUUCCACCGGGCUAGUCUCGAUGAUGACUGGUAACGUAGAUGCGCUCGUGAUUUACUAAUUG